Molecule: messenger RNA, 927 nt
Organism: Botrytis byssoidea
Lineage: Eukaryota; Fungi; Ascomycota; Leotiomycetes; Helotiales; Sclerotiniaceae
Exons: 4
Coding region: 1-927 (308 amino acids)
Biological process (GO): fatty acid catabolic process
Molecular function (GO): 2,4-dienoyl-CoA reductase (NADPH) activity
Source: RefSeq, a predicted model, not a curated record
AUGGCUCUACCUCGAUCAGAGUAUCUCUCCGACGUCUGGCGGAACGGUAUUUUCGACAACAAAGUCGUCUUCUGUACUGGCGGAGCAGGUUCGAUAUGUUCCGCUCAAGUGCGUGCAAUGGUUCACCUAGGUGCCAACGCGUGUAUUAUCGGACGCAAUCCAUCCAAGACUGAAUCUAUGGCCAAGUCCAUUUCGACUGCGCGUUACGGAUCGAAGGUCAUUGGAAUUGGCGGUGUGGAUGUGAGAAACAUAAAGAAUUUGGAGAGUGCGGUAGAGACAUGCGUGAGGGCAUUAGGGGGCAUUGACUUCGUUAUCGCUGGAGCAGCAGGAAAUUUCAUUUCACCCCUAGAAGGUCUCUCCUCAAACGCUUUCCGAACUGUUCUUGAAAUCGACACUCUCGGCUCCUUCAACACCCUCAAAGCGACUCUCCCACACCUCAUAAAAUCCGCCUCUGACCAUCCAAACACAGCUUCUAAUCCCAACACCGGAGGUCGCAUAAUUUUCAUCUCUGCCGCGUUCCACUUCACAGGAAUGCCACUUCAGGGGCACGCAGCAGCAGCAAAAGCAGGCGUCGACGCUAUUUCUGCAACAGCCGCGUUGGAAUACGGGCCACGGGGAAUCACUAGUAAUGUGAUUACUCCAGGACCCAUAGAAGGAACAGAGGGAAUGGCACGGCUGGGCGAUAAGGAGAGCGAAGCUAGCGGGGAUGCGCAACGAAGAAACCCGUUGGGGAGAUAUGGCACAGUAAAGGAAAUUGCAGACGGAACUGUGUACUUGUUCAGCGAUGCGGGCAGCUUUGUCAAUGGUGAAGUUUUGGUUAUUGACGGAGGAAAUUGGAGGCUCCCAGGAGGAAUGGCUGGAGCAAAGAGAUAUCCCGAUUAUUUACUAGACGAUUCAUUCGUACGAAGAAAGGAGUCAAAGCUGUGA